Messenger RNA from Apus apus (common swift), 904 nucleotides. RefSeq names its product peptidylprolyl cis/trans isomerase, NIMA-interacting 1 (gene PIN1). Gene Ontology annotation, cellular component: cytosol; nucleus. The transcript has 4 exons. The record is from RefSeq and is a predicted model, not a curated record. Gene Ontology annotation, molecular function: protein binding; peptidyl-prolyl cis-trans isomerase activity. Lineage: Eukaryota; Metazoa; Chordata; Aves; Apodiformes; Apodidae. Bases 31 to 510 code for a protein of 159 amino acids.
CCCGGGUAAGGGCAGCGGAGCGGAGGGAAAAUGGCGGAGGAGGAGAAGCUGCCCGCGGGCUGGGAGAAGCGCAUGAGCCGCAGCUCCGGUCGUGUUUAUUACUUCAACCACAUCACCAAUGCCAGCCAGUGGGAGCGACCCAGCGGCGGCGGCAGGAACGGGCAAGGGGAGCCCAGCAAGGUCCGGUGCUCCCACCUCCUGGUCAAACACAACCAGUCCAGGAGACCCUCAUCCUGGAGGCAGGAGAAGAUCACACGGACCAAAGAUGAGGCCCUGGAGCUGAUCAAUGGUUACAUCCAGAAGAUCAAGUCAGGAGAAGAAGAUUUUGAAUCUCUGGCCUCUCAGUUCAGUGACUGCAGCUCAGCAAAAGCUGGAGGAGAUCUGGGAGCCUUUGGGAGAGGUCAGAUGCAGAAACCCUUUGAAGAUGCCUCCUUUGCUCUGAGGACUGGUGAGAUGAGUGGCCCAGUGUUCACAGACUCAGGGAUCCACAUCAUCCUACGCACGGAGUGAAGUGCCUUUGGGUGCCACCUGGGAAGGAAAAAAGGCUGAGGGGGAAGAAAAGGAAAAGCAAAACUCAACCAAAACCACCCCCAAAAAAAACCCAACAAGACCCAACCAAACCUGCUCCAACCCUGCACUUCAUGUCUGAUGUUCAAAGAAGAGAACCAAGGAAAAUGGAAGAAAAAGAAACCCCAACCCAACCAAACCCAACUCAUUUCCUAUCUCAGCAUCUUCUGUGGCACCUGAGAGGAUGGUUUUUCUGGCCACCUGCAGAGAUGCUUGGUCAGCCCAGGGUGAGAAGGUCCCCCAAGAUCAGACAAGGAGGAUCCUUCAGCAGCAGAGAGAAUGUUCCAAAGGCUGCUGGAGUGAGGAGUGACAUGGCUCCAGGAAUUGUCACUGCUGG